AUGUUGCCGAGACAUCUUUUACGGGCAAUGCAGCCCCUACGAUCGUCCAUCAUCCGACCAACCUCAAUUCUGCCCACACAAACACCUGCCGCUCUUCAAUGUGGCCGACCAACCUUUAUCUCCCACCGACUCAUUGCUUCCACUGCGGAUGAAUCCUCACAGCAAGCAGAAUCUCCCGAAUCAAGCAUCCGACCCUCCGCCGACCCCCCGUCUCUCCGCACCUACCCCUACACCCUGAAACAAGGCAGAGUCGUUUCGGCCGGCCGUAUGGACCGCUGCGUUCACGUCGACGUUCGCCACACAGUUUGGGACGACUUCUUGCGGAAGUCUUACCCUAAGGUCACCAAGUUCAGGGUCUCGGAUCCGCGAAAUUCUUUGCGCCAUGGCGAUGUCAUUGAAUUCUCAUCCGGGUACCCGAAAAACCGUAACGUGCGCCAUGUUGUGGAGCGAAUCAUCACGCCGUUUGGCGUGUCUAUCGAGAACAGGCCUCCCGUCAUGUCAAGAGAAGAGAGAGAUGCGCUCCGCGCCGAGAAGAGGGCAGCGAAGGUGGCGCGCAGGGAGCAGAGAAGGGCGGAGGCUGGUAUUCCCUCUUCUGAGACACCUGGACACGGGAAGGAACAUAUUGGACGUAUUCGGAGGCUGGUCUUGGAGAGGACUGCCGGUGCCUCCGCACCUGCAGCUGGUGAGGGGUCCCCUUAG
Messenger RNA from Aspergillus puulaauensis, 699 nucleotides. RefSeq lists its product as uncharacterized. The transcript has a single exon. Gene Ontology annotation, molecular function: structural constituent of ribosome. Gene Ontology annotation, biological process: translation. Gene Ontology annotation, cellular component: ribosome. The coding region runs from base 1 to 699 and encodes 232 amino acids. The record is from RefSeq and is a predicted model, not a curated record. NCBI's taxonomy places the organism in Eukaryota, Fungi, Ascomycota, Eurotiomycetes, Eurotiales, Aspergillaceae.